AUGUGCUGGAAAGUCAAUAUCGAAUUUUACUGCAGCAACGAGCUACUGCAUGGUUACCGGCGGGUUGUUGCUUCCGGUGAGUUCCUGAACCCAAAAGAACAAUUGGUAAGGCACGCGUUGUACGAGUUAUGUCCCGAGCGCCACGGGAAAUAUCCGAACGAGACUGGCGAGCAAUAUCUCAAUGCGGCCAAAGCUUGCACAUUAGGCCAGGGAGACGCGAGCAGAAAGUUCAACAAAGCUUACGAGUUCUAUGAGUUUUGCAACAGUUGCCACAGAAGCUGGGCUGCGGAUCCAGGGAACCCAAACAACGGCCUGGGCGACAAGAAGCAUGACCCCAGUGCCACGCGGUCACGAAUCAAAAAGAAUUACGAAAGAAGAAUCGAACACCGCCGUUCCAUGCUUCAUCAAAGGAUGUGUACACCCGGCAACUCUGAGAAAAUAUGGUCUUUGCAAGAGUAUCUCCGACAAUCGAUAUCCUCCGUUUCACUGAGGAAUAUAUAUCUAUGGGAUGACCACGGGGCAUUGCUACUAAAAUUAAGACAAGCAGCGUUAGAUGAUAGCCAACGCAAAGAGAGACUAGUAACUAUUGCACGCUUGAGUAUAGAGAUUUUAAAACAACAGGAGGCUGAGGAGAGGAAAGAGGAAGCAGCAAAGGAGAAAGCUCAGAACCCAUCUCUCGGGGCUCUGAGCGAGCUGCAACUGGGCGAUAUAUCCAUCCCAGCGCAGCGUGUUAAUGUCAAGAAGGAUCCAACCCCAUAUCCGUAUGCCCUAGCCAAUCCACCUUAGGGACUAUGAUUCCGCUUGAUAGCACUACAGCAGGAUUGAACAGGUAAUGCCACUGAGUCUUAGAUAUUCACUUUCAUUUUAUUUCUAAUUAUUGCUGAGUCCGAUGGUGUAUUAUGUUGGGAAUGGUCAACAAUUCUGCCGAGGCAGAUGAAAAUGGUGGUU
Truncatella angustata is the source of this 948-nucleotide messenger RNA. RefSeq lists its product as uncharacterized. Lineage: Eukaryota; Fungi; Ascomycota; Sordariomycetes; Amphisphaeriales; Sporocadaceae. Bases 1 to 786 code for a protein of 261 amino acids. The transcript has a single exon. The record is from RefSeq and is a predicted model, not a curated record.